AUGGGCCUUUUUGCCCUCGAGGAGUGGGCAGCCGCCAAUCGCGACUACAACGACACCCCGGCGCCCUACUGGCAUGCGAAGUCCGUACCCGAUGGCUUCACCGCCAUCUCAGGAAUCCUAUGGUCCAUCUCAUACAUCUUGAUGGCUAAAAAGGCUUUCAAGGAUCGUUCCUACGCCAUGCCUCUUCAUUGUCUUUGCUUGAACAUUACAUGGGAAGCAGUUUAUGGAUUUGUUUACGGCCCGGGUUUGCUAAAUCAGGUCGUGUUCGCCCAAUGGAUGAUUGUCGACGUGGUCCUCUUCUACGCAAUUCUUCAAUCAGCCCCAUAUGCCUGGAAGCAGUCCCCGCUGGUUGCACAGCAUCUUGCAGGUAUAAUCGUGGUCGGAUGCGUGGUUUGCCUGUGGCUGCAUCUGGCGAUCGCGGCCACGUUUAUCCCGAGUAUUGGCCGACAGGUUGUGUUCAUGACUGCAUGGCCCAUGCAGGUUCUUAUCAAUUUCAGCUCAAUUGCGCAGCUACUAUCUCGUGGAAAUACUCUCGGUCAUUCUUGGGCAAUUUGGUGGACAAGAAUGCUGGGCACUCUGGCAGCUGCCUGUUGCUUCUUCUGGCGUGUAUACUACUGGCCAGAAAGAUUUGGAUAUGCAUGGAGCCCUUACGGACAGUUUUUGCUACUGGGUAGUGUCGGGUCUGACAUGGUGUAUGCUGUGAUCUACAUCCAUGUACAAAGUUUGGAGACGCUCCUGACUUCGCCGGCUAAGAGCAAGAGAAAAAGGGAUAACUGA
Penicillium coprophilum is the source of this 777-nucleotide messenger RNA. RefSeq lists its product as uncharacterized. The record is from RefSeq and is a predicted model, not a curated record. Gene Ontology annotation, molecular function: lyase activity. NCBI's taxonomy places the organism in Eukaryota, Fungi, Ascomycota, Eurotiomycetes, Eurotiales, Aspergillaceae. The transcript has 2 exons. Bases 1 to 777 code for a protein of 258 amino acids.